AUGGUAUCGCAGCCUUUCAACGUUGUGCUCCUCGGCGCCGGAGACGUCAACUUUGGCACGCCCGAGGGCCCUUGGUGUCAUACGACGAGACUGGAGCGCAAGCUCGGAUCCCGCCUCAACGUCGUCGGCCUGGUCGACCCGUUCGUCCAGCGCGCCGAGGAGCGGCUGGCGGUGAAGCGCGAGGCCGGAGUGGAGGGUUACGACCGCACCGAGGUAUUCCCCAGCAUCGAGGCGGCCGGCAAAGCCUUGAUCGGGGGUCGCGCGCCGGCCCUCAUCGUCGCAGGCGUGCAGCCCAAGAUCCGCGGUUCUCCUCACGCGGGGCGGGAUGUCGAGCUCCAGGUCCAGCGUGCGUUCGGGACCACGCCCCUGUUUGUGGAGAAGCCAAUCUCCUCCUCCCCGGUGCCCGAGGUGCGCCAGGUCUCCAAGGCCCUCGGCGGCACGCUCACCAGCGUGGGCUACAUGUUCCGAUACCUUGAGGUCAAAGCCGUGCAGACCAUUCGUCGGCUGGUGCGCGAGCACGACCUACAGAUCACAGCCACGGUCGCGCAGUACUACAUGGCCUACGAGCACGCAGGCUCGAUGGAGCGGCACGCAGUUUACUUUGACCUCGGGCUCGAGGUUGGGCCCAUCGUGGAGCAGGCGACGCACGUCGUAGACUUGUGCGUCUACCUCGCGGGCGACGCUGUCGAGGGAAGCGUCCACACGCACACGCUCGAAGUCGACGAAGGGCCCGGGGCGCUCUCCAAGCUCGAGUUCUCGGACGAGAUCGCCACUGCACGCCAUAUUCCGCGGGUCACCACCGCCGUGUGGAAGUACGCCAGCGGGGCCGUGGCCAGCUUUGUGCACGGCGUCGCGCUGCACGACGGCGACUACGAGACUGAGCUCGUGGUCCUGGCCGACGGGUGGAAGUUCAAGCUUGUCGACCCCUACGGCGUGCCCCGCCUCCAUGUGCGUCGUCCCGGCAACCCGCAGGAAGAGAUCACGGUCUUCAAGGACGACGACCCGUUCUUCAGCGAGAUGGCGACGUUUAUCGACGUUAUUGAGGGGGUGUUGCCGCGUACCGCUAUCCUCUCGAGCUACGACGACGCGAUCAAGACGUAUGAGCUGACGUGGGCGAUCCGCAGCGACGGUGAGAGGAAGCGCGACGAGCGCCGGGCACGCGCCAAGGUCAACGGCAGCCCCAAUGGCAACGGCGUGGCGUAG
Molecule: messenger RNA, 1203 nt
Organism: Vanrija pseudolonga
Lineage: Eukaryota; Fungi; Basidiomycota; Tremellomycetes; Trichosporonales; Trichosporonaceae
Exons: 9
Coding region: 1-1203 (400 amino acids)
Source: RefSeq, a predicted model, not a curated record